Molecule: messenger RNA, 2373 nt
Organism: Bubalus bubalis (water buffalo)
Lineage: Eukaryota; Metazoa; Chordata; Mammalia; Artiodactyla; Bovidae
Gene: ZNF502
Product: zinc finger protein 502
Exons: 3
Coding region: 249-1868 (539 amino acids)
Biological process (GO): regulation of transcription by RNA polymerase II
Molecular function (GO): DNA-binding transcription factor activity, RNA polymerase II-specific; RNA polymerase II cis-regulatory region sequence-specific DNA binding
Source: RefSeq, a predicted model, not a curated record
GUGCUAUCGAGAGGCUCCUCUCAAUUCCUAGACAGCCGAGGGCUGCGCCAGACAAGAGCCGCCGGGCCUCUGAUGACGCACUACCGGCCGCGCCGCUGUUCUUCCGGCCUCGGCAGGUGACUCUAACCCCUGGGUCUCCGUGUACCUCACGGACAGUGGUCGCUGCCCUGUGGGGAGCCCCCGGACAUCACGGGCUCCACUUCCAACCUUGAAGUCUUUUACAAUCAAAGCAAAGAGAAGAUUUGUGGAUGUUGAAUAUGCAAGGAGCUGAAGAGAGAGCGAUUGGAAGAGAGAUUUGUCCAGGUUGGAUGAACAAGCCUGCUCCAGAGCAGGAUGGCACUGAUAUUGAGUUGCCAGGGGUAGCAUCAAAGAGAUCCCGAGAGGAUGAAUACCAGGAUUCUACGUUUGAAGAAAAACAUAUAUGUGAGAACAUGAAGGAAAACCCUCCCAGAGAGGCUCCUGGACCACGCUUUUUCCGAGAAGGUUUUGGAGCAAUAACUUUUAUCCAUAAGGAAGCACCUCCAGAAAUGAUUAGCCAGGAAUAUCAUUUUGAGAGAGGCUUGCUUUUGACCUCAAGUCUUGUUACACAUCUCAGGGUUUCUACAGAAGAGAGCCUACAUAAAUGGGAGACAAGUAACAUACACACCAAUGAGAUUUCAGGCCACAGUAAAUGUUUGACCCUCUCUACACAGAAAAAAUCUUGGAAAUGUGGUGAAUGUGGAAAAACCUUUACUCAGCGCUCAUCCUUUACCCAGCAUCAGAGAACUCAUACAAGACCCUACACAUGUGAGGAAUGUGGAAAAACUUUUAGUCGUAGCUCAUUCCUUAUUCGACAUCAAAGAAUUCAUACUGGAGUGAAACCAUAUGAGUGUGAGCAGUGUGGGAAAACAUUUAGAUGUCGAUCAUUUCUUACUCAGCAUCAGAGAAUCCACACUGGAGAGAAACCGUAUAAAUGUAACGAAUGUGGGAAUUCCUUCCGCAAUCAUUCACAUCUCACUGAACACCAGAGAACUCAUACUGGAGAAAAACCUUACAAAUGUAAUAGAUGUGGGAAGGCCUUCAGUCAGAACACACACCUCAUUCAUCAUCAGAGAAUUCACACUGGUGAGAAACCUUAUUUAUGCAAUGAAUGUGGCUCUUCUUUUCGCAAACACUCAAAUCUUACACAACAUCAGAGAAUUCACACUGGGGAAAAACCAUAUAAAUGUGAUGAGUGUGGGAAAACUUUCCAUACAAAGGCAAACCUCUCUCAGCAUCAGAGAAUUCAUACUGGAGAGAAACCCUAUAAAUGUAAGGAAUGUGGGAAAGCCUUUUGUCAGAGCCCAUCCCUUAUUAAACACCAGCGAAUUCAUACUGGAGAAAAACCGUAUAAAUGUAAGGAAUGUGGCAAAGCUUUUGCUCAGAGCACCCCACUCACUAAACAUCAGAGAAUUCAUACAGGAGAAAGACCCUACAAAUGCAGUGAAUGUGGUAAAGCUUUCAUUCAGAGCAUUUGCCUUAUUCGGCAUCAGAGAAGUCACACUGGAGAAAAACCCUAUAAAUGCAAUGAAUGUGGAAAGGGCUUUAACCAGAAUACCUGCCUCACUCAGCAUAUGAGAAUUCAUACCGGAGAGAAGCCCUAUAAAUGUCAAGAAUGUGGGAAAGCCUUUGCUCACAACACAUCUCUUACUGAACAUCACAGAACUCACACUGGUGAGAAACUCUAUAAAUGUAGUGAGUGUGAGAAAACCUUCCGCAAGUAUGCACACCUUAGUGAACAUUACAGGAUUCACACUGGUGAGAAGCCUUAUGAGUGUGUUGACUGUGGAAAAUUCUUUAGACAUAGUUCAGUCCUUUUCAGACAUCAGAAACUUCACAGUGCUGAAUAAAUCUGGCAUUCAUGUGAUGGUUUCUCUAGGGAGAGUGCUAGGAAUCUGGCCUAGGGGAGAGGCACAGAAACAGUUCCUAGAGGGAAGGAUAAAGGAGCCUUGGACACCAUACUCAGAAGCAUAUUCCCAAAUAUGGAGGUGGGAAUUUGGAGAAUGCAGAGCCUACUCCAGGUGGGCAUCUGGGAAUACAAGAUAGGAAGGAAGUUCCUACUUGUCAGAGAAAUCUUGGCUCCUUGCCAUUCCUCUCCCUAGGGCACUCUAAUAGCUGGAGGUGCCAUUUAUUAAGUUAACACUGUUUCCCUUAUUACACUCCUGCCUUACCUCCCCAACUUGUCACCUGUGUUCACUGCUCACUAGGCUGGGUUGCUUUUCCAAACUGAUGCUCAAUGUGAAAGUGGCAGCUGUUCUGAGGUGGUGCUGAAUAGCCUCUAAAUGACUGAGGUGGCUAUUGUGGGAAGGCUCCCCAUCUGUGGGCGUGGUCCCAUGAAGGUUAGACAGAAACAAA